Messenger RNA from Clarias gariepinus (North African catfish), 2094 nucleotides. Its product is annotated as immunoglobulin kappa light chain-like. The transcript has 5 exons. Lineage: Eukaryota; Metazoa; Chordata; Actinopteri; Siluriformes; Clariidae. Gene Ontology annotation, biological process: immunoglobulin production; immune response. Bases 24 to 869 code for a protein of 281 amino acids. The record is from RefSeq and is a predicted model, not a curated record.
CAGCAACUUCACCCACAGCUACCAUGACUUUGAUCCCCAUCUUCAUCUGGACACUGCUCCUCUGGACUCAAGAGUGCAGAGGUCAAGUCACAGUAACUCAGACUCCUGCAGUGAAAUCUGCUCUUCCAGGAGAAACAGUCACCAUCAACUGUAGAACCAGUCAGGCAGUGUCUAACCGGGACCGGUUUCACUGGUAUCAGCAGAAACCUGGAGAAGCUCCUAAACUUCUCAUGAAAUAUGUAAAUCAGCUACAGUCAGGUUUUCCAGCUCGUUUCAGUGGCAGUGGAUCUGGAUCUGAUUUCACUCUGACCAUCAGUGGAGUCCAGACUGAAGAUGCAGCAGAUUACUACUGUCUGAGUUACCAUGACAUCUCUGGCUACUGGUUCACACAGUGUUAUAGAGUCGUACAAAAACCUCCCUCACCUAUUUCUGCUGCUACAGCAACUUCACCCACAGCUACCAUGACUUUAAUCCCCGUCUUCAUCUGGACAAUGAUCCUCUGGACUCAAGAAUGCAGAGGUCAAGCCACAGUAACUCAGACUCCUGUAGUGAAAUCUGCUCUUCCAGAAGAAACAGUCACCAUCAACUGUAGAACCAGUCAGGCAGUGACAAAUAACAACUACUUAUACUGGUAUCAGCAGAAACCUGGAGAAGCUCCUAAACUUCUGAUUAAACUUGUAAAUCAGCUGCAGUCAGGUUUUCCAGCUCGUUUCAGUGGCAGUGGAUCUGGAUCUGAUUUCACUCUGACCAUCAGUGGAGUCCAGACUGAAGAUGCAGCAGAUUACUACUGUCAGAGUCGACACGAGAUCACUGGCUACUGGUUCACACAGUGUUAUAGAGUCGUACAAAAACCUCAGUCAGAUUGUUGAGACUUCACUGCUGCAGCUGGGAGCGACUGCAGGUGCUGAGUUGGAGGAUGUGAUACGACACAAUGAUUUUUUAUUACAAAACACACAGAAGAAAUAUUUGAGAUCAGUUUUGUUUUCAGCUCAGGAAUUUGUACAGUACAGUGAUCACAGUUUUAUAUAUGAUGGUACAAGUACUAAAUUUCACAUCUGUUGGUUCUUGGUUUUAGGAGAAAAUGACCAUGACUGGACAGGACAUUUGUAGUCAUUUUCAUUUUCAUCUGUUUCGAACAUAUUAAAAAAAAAAGUUGCUGCUGUUUACCAAGGCAAGGCAAGGCAAGGCAAGGCAAGUUUAUUUGUAUAGCACAUUUCAUACACAAUGGUAAUUCAAAGUGCUUUACAUAAAAGAAAAGAAAAUAAUCCUACAAUUAAAUAGAAAAUAAUAGCAAUAAAACUUUUUAAAGAAAACUUUUAAAUUUGAUUUUAAAUAAAAACAGUUUGCAAUAAAACUUUAACCUAAUUAAAAUUUAAUUUAAAUAAAACAGUUUAAAAUAUCAGGAAAACAUACAGGAAGCCAGUGUAAGAACCUGAGGACCGGUGUGAUGUGCUUAGAUUUUCUGGUUCUAGUCAGAAUCCUGGCAGCAGCGUUCUGGAUGAGCUGCACCUGUCUAACAGUCUUCUUGGGAAGGCCGGUGAGAAGACCAUUACAAUAAUCCACCCUGCUGGUGACAAAGGCAUGGACAAGUUUCUCCAAGUCUUGAUUGGAAACAAAACAUCUAAUUUUUGCAAUGUUUUUGAGAUGAUAGUAUGCUGAUUUAGUUAGUCUCCAGAAUCACCCCAAGAUUCUUCAAGUUCAAGUUCAAGUAGGAUUUAUUGUCACUUCAACCAUUUACAGUUAGUAAACAGUGAAAUGAAACAACGUUCCUCCAGGACCAACUUGACCAACAGGACCAACAUUCCUCUAGGACUUAACUUGAUUUUUAGUUAUCUGAUCCUUACAGUAAAGGUAUUCAUUUACCUUUAGUGCUUUAUCUUUGUUUCCAAAUGCAAUGACUUCAGUUUUCUCCUUGUUUAAUUAAAGAAAAUUCUGGCACAUCCAACUAUCAAUUUCAUUAAUGCAUUGGCUGAGGGAGUCUAUGGGGCUAUAAUUAUUUGGAGAUAAAGAUAAUUAAAGCUGGGUAUCAUCAGCAUAGCUGUGAUAGGCAAUUUGGUUCUUUCUUAUUAUCUGACUUAGUGGGAGCAUAUACAG